Puntigrus tetrazona (Sumatra barb) is the source of this 3809-nucleotide messenger RNA. RefSeq names its product poly [ADP-ribose] polymerase tankyrase-2-like. Gene Ontology annotation, cellular component: cytoplasm; nucleus. The record is from RefSeq and is a predicted model, not a curated record. Gene Ontology annotation, molecular function: NAD+ poly-ADP-ribosyltransferase activity; protein binding. NCBI's taxonomy places the organism in Eukaryota, Metazoa, Chordata, Actinopteri, Cypriniformes, Cyprinidae.
AAUGUUCAUAUUUUUGGUUAUGAAGAACCAUAAAAUUAUGGUUAAAUAAGUUAAAUGGUGUACAUGCUCUUAUAUGUGGUGAAGUCCACUGAUGUGAUGCUUUAAAUAAUAACGCUUGAUCAAACGAUGAUUUUCUAUGUGAAAUUAUGCAAUCAGCUUUAGCGGCACCUCUUCGAGCUGCUUUUGAAGCGCUUCAUUUCAGAUAACACUUGAAGCAUUUUUGCCAGAAUUUAAUUGCGACAUUUUACCAUACAGGUUUAAAAAUCCCUUAGUUUUCGCCGUAGACUUUAUUUGUUAUUUAAAAUGUAUUUCUAAAUAGGUGUGUGAGCGGAAAACUACAUUACCAAUAUUCUGCAAAAAUCUCUUUUUAGUGGCUUAGAAUUCUUUAAUGAAAAAUCCUAAUGUAUAAAAAAAUGAUCAGGAAAAAGUGUGGCCGUCAAAGCCCCGCCCCUUCCGAGCCCCCUGUUUAGUUGAAAGCGGCGUUCUACGCGUCGUUUUCAUUUCUGUGGUUCCGAGACCCCGCUAGACUGACAGCUCCUGACGCUCGAGCGGAGUCAUUUCUUCUCUUCAGUGGCUGUUGUCGAAAGGUUGUGACUGUGGAGACCCGCGCCUCUCUCCGGCCUUCAUGUCGAGCCUUUGGGAUUUCCCGCUGCCCUCCCAUAGCCUGCCCAUGUCGGUCCGGCGCUUCUCGGGGGUCGUGGGGCGCUCCGGGUCCGCCGAGCCCAGGGAGCUGUUCGAGGCCUGCAGGAGCGGCGACCUGGAGCGGGUGAAGAAGCUCUUGUGCCCGGUGACUGUGAACAGCAGAGACACCGCGGGGAGGAAAUCCACCCCGCUGCACUUCGCUGCGGGUUUUGGCCGCAGAGACGUGGUGGACUGCCUCCUUGAGCACGGAGCAGACGUGCACGCCCGCGACGACGGCGGCCUCCUCUCGCUCCACAACGCCUGCUCGUUCGGUCACGCCGAAGUCGUCGACCUGCUCCUGCGACACAGGGCCGACGCCAACUCCAGAGACAACUGGAAUUACACCCCGCUGCACGAGGCUGCCAUCAAAGGCAAGAUCGACGUCUGCAUCGUUUUGCUGCAACAUGGUGCUGAGCCAACGAUCCGAAACGCUGACGGGAGGACGGCGCUCGACCUCGCCGAGCCGGCCACCAAAGCCGUACUGACCGGUGACUACAGAAAGGACGAACUCCUCGAGAGCGCCAGAAGUGGAAACGAAGAAAAACUGAUGAGCCUCCUCACGCCGUUAAACGUGAACCGUCACGCUAGCGACGGAAGGAAGUCCACUCCUCUGCAUCUGGCCGCGGGGUAUAAUCGCGUGAAGACAGUGCAGCUGUUGUUGCAGCAUGGAGCCGACGUGCACGCUAAAGACAAAGGUGAUCUUGUGCCUCUUCAUAACGCCUGUUCAUACGGUCACUAUGAAGUCGCUGAGCUGCUGGUAAAGCACGGUGCUUGUGUCAACGCUGUGGACUUGUGGCGAUUCACGCCUUUACACGAGGCAGCUUCGAAAAACCGAGUGGAGGUCUGUUCGCUCCUGCUCAGCUACGGCGCAGACCCCAACUUCCUCAACUGCCAUAACAAGAGCGCCGUCGAUCUGGCCCCGACCGCCCCGCUGAAAGAGCUCCUGGCGUAUGAGUUCAGAGGUCAUGCUUUGCUGCAGGCGGCACUCGAGACCAUCAACUUUAAGCACCCUCUAACCCAAGAAACCGCUCUGCAUUGUGUCUCCACGUCGCCCUAUCCCAAAAGGAAACAGAUCUGUGAACUGCUGCUCAGGAAAGGCGCCAACGUCAAUGAGAAGAAUAAAGACUUCCUCACACCUCUGCAUCUGGCCGCUGAGAAGUCCCAUAACGACGUCAGAAGUGCUGGUGAAACACGAAGCGAAACUGGCUAUAAUAAUCUGGAGGUGGCUGAAUAUCUGCUGCAACACGGGACAAAGGUGAACUCUCAGGAUAAAGGUGGUCUCAUUCCUCUCCAUAAUGCUGCAUCUUAUGGGGCAGAUGAUGUCCGAGCUCUCCUCACGGCAGCUCUGCCGACCUCCUUUAAACCCCAGGUUAUCAGCGUCUCUGCGUCUGUGACGGUGGGGCCGUCGACUCUCAACUCCAGUCCAAAGCCGCUCUCUUCAAACAGCCAGUCCGGGACCUUCCCUGAACUGAGCGCUCUACUACUACCACCUUCUGGAGCUGAAGGAGCCAUAGGCAUAGAGAUGAAAGAGGAGGGUCUAGCUGUAGAGUUGAGUAUCAGCCAGUUUCUUCACAACCUGGGAUUGGAGCAUUUGCUGGAGAUCUUUGACAGAGAACAGAUAACUCUGGACGUCCUGGUGGAAAUGGGCCACAAAGAGCUGAAGGAGAUCGGCAUCAGCGCUUACGGUCACAGACACAAGAUCAUCAAAGGAGCGGAAAGACUUAUUAGUGGACCUCAGAGUUUAAACCCUUACUUGACCCUGAACACGACCAACAGUGGAACGAUACUGAUAGAUCUCUCUCCAGAUGAUAAGGAGUUUCAGUCGGUUGAGGAGGAGAUGCGGAGUACGAUAAGGGAACACAGGGACGGCGGUCAUGCGGGAGGGGUUUUCAACAGAUACAACAUUGUGAAGAUCCAGAAGGUGUGCAAUAAGAAGCUGUGGGAGAGAUACACCCAUCGCAGAAAGGAAGUUUCUGAAGAGAACCACAACCAUUCCAAUGAACGCAUGCUUUUCCACGGGUCACCGUUCGUAAACGCCAUCAUUCACAAGGGCUUCGACGAGAGGCAUGCGUACAUCGGGGGAAUGUUCGGGGCUGGGAUCUACUUCGCUGUAAACUCUUCCAAAAGCAACCAGUACGUUUACGGAAUAGGAGGAGGGACGGGUUGCCCUCUUCACAAGGACAGGUCCUGCUACGCGUGUCAGAGGCAUCUUCUGUUCUGCCGUGUGACUUUGGGGAAGUCUUUCCUGCAGUUCAGCGCGAUGAAGAGGGCCCACUCACCCCCAGGACACCACUCGGUCACUGGCCGGCCCAGUGUCAACGGUCUCGCUCUGGCUGAGUACGUCAUCUACAGAGGAGAGCAGGCUUAUCCUGAAUAUUUGAUCACGUACCAGAUCAUCAAACCGGACGUUUCUUUAGAUUAACACACAAGGAGCAGAAUAAAACAACGCUCUUUCCAUCUCAGAGGAGAGAAAAUGCUUGUUUACUGCACGCUUUAUUUAUACGAUGUAUAAUUCUUUUAUUUCAUUUGUCUGCUUUUGUCUAAUUUACAGCAACUUAUUAAUCAAAUUCAUUCAGUCAGUCACUUACACUGGUUAGAAAACUUCCAUUUCCUUGAACUUAUUUAUUUUACAAAUACAACUGUAUAUAUAUUUUGUACUAACUGCUUUAUUGGCAUUCGUAUCAUGAGAGUUUUACGUCUGAGUUGUAAACGUUUGCCGCUAAUGCUGCAGUUUUCAAUGUGAAUACAGGGUCUUUUAAAGGUCAUUUGGUGGCAUCAGACCAGUUGAAAAGCAUCCGGUAUUCAGUAUAAAAGAUAUCUGGCAGAACAGGAUGAGAUUUAAUCCAAGUAUCGGAUUAUUUUAGUGUCCUCGUCUGUUGUUGCUGUCCAAAAAAAGAGACAGAGAAGACAAAAAUCCAUUUUUGUUUUAUUCUCACUCUGCAAUGCAUUGGUGCUCGACUGAAUAAUUUCUGGGUUUUGAUAUGAAAAUGCCAUUUUUGUCACAAUAGUACCCUGUCGUGCAUGAACAGGUCAAGUUUUCCUCUUGUGAUCUCUGAGGUGCGUUUACUUUGUCGAUAACAACAGCGUCGAUAGCAUUAUAUGCAAUUAAAGAGACGCUUUUUAUCAUU